Molecule: messenger RNA, 426 nt
Organism: Uloborus diversus
Lineage: Eukaryota; Metazoa; Arthropoda; Arachnida; Araneae; Uloboridae
Exons: 3
Coding region: 19-426 (135 amino acids)
Molecular function (GO): protein binding
Source: RefSeq, a predicted model, not a curated record
UGUACCUCUAAGUGGAAAAUGAUCUUCAUUCGUAAAUCUCCAUCGGGCAUCUACGGGAUGACCGUGAAAUCUUCUUAUGACGACAAUCGCAGCUUCAAUGGAUUAAAAGUUACAAAACUUAUUCCUGGAUCUCCUGCUGCGGACUAUCUUGCUGAAGGGGACGUUAUUACACAAGUCAACUACACUAAACUCCACCAACUAAAUAUUUUCUUUGCUCUCAAGGAAUUCCGCCGGGAAUCUAAAAAGCCAAAACUCAUACUUAAAAUCACAGAAAACAAAGCAAAAAAUAUCAUUCUGGAUGACGUUCAACUUAUCUUAAAAGACAUGGUUCGACUUGCGGAUUUAGAAGCCCAAUUCGCUACAAGAAUGGAUGAAUUGAAUUCCAUAAAUAUCAACAAUUCUGGCUCAACCCUUGAGCCAGACUAA